UAUCUAAACCACGAAACAUUAUUUAGAAACUAUUACUUCUUAAUAUAUGUUACGAGAGAAAAACUUUCAACUAAACAUUUUUUCAAGAUAAAUUUUAAGCGUUUAACCAAGACUGAAAUUAUUAAAUUGAUCAAAAUAAUCUAAAAACGUUUCAGCAAUUACAUAAAACGCUAAAUUACCAUUAAUGACGUCAUAGAGUAACCGUCCAAUCAUAUCUCGAGAUACAGAACAAUUUUUGUGAAAUAAAGCCAAACAGCAUGGCACUAGAAAGGAGGAGGUCACAACGGAGACAAGUACGAGAGAAACCAAUUAACAAAUGCAGAAUAUACUGUAGAAGAUUAAGUGCAUUUUUAUUUUCUCAUUUGGGAUUAACUUCUCUAGUUAUUUGUUAUACAAUUGUAGGUGCAAUUGCAUUUAAUCGUUUGGAAAUUAACAACGAAGAAGAACUAGUGCUGAAGAUGAACAAAGAGAGCCAAAAUGUUGUGUUACGUUUAUGGGGAGUCACCGUUGCUUUUAAUAUCUUACACAAACAAAACUGGACCAAAUCUGUCGAAGAUGAAAUUAGAAUCUAUCAGGGUAAGUUAGUAGAAGCUGUCAAAGGUGGUUACGAUGCUCAAGAAAAUGGAAGAAAUCAGUGGUCGUUACCGGGUGCGUUUCUCUACUGUCUUACGGUCAUCACUACGAUAGGUUAUGGAAACAUCGCGCCUAAGACUACUUAUGGAAAGAUAGUGACUAUACUGUAUGCUAUAGUCGGUAUUCCUUUAAUGUUUCUCUAUCUAACAAACAUAGGAAACGGUCUAGCUAAAGGAUUCAAGUAUGUUUAUGUAAAAUUAUGUGGAAAAAAUAAGAGAUUAAUCGAAUAUCGAGAAACAGAUCAACCAAAAGGAAGAAAAAGUGGAAAUAUAAUUACCGUUCCCGUUCAUUGGUGCUUUUUCGUUAUAGGAAUUUAUAUAUGUGGAGGUGGUGCUUUAUUUUCUGCUUGGGAAAAAUGGAGUUUUUUAGAUGGUGUCUAUUUUUGUUUCAUAACGUUAAGUACCAUCGGCUUUGGUGAUUUAGUACCUGGUGAUAGUGUUGUUACUGACAGUGGAUCUCAAGGAAAGUUGGUCAUUUGCUCUAUUUAUGUACUUGGAGGAAUGGCUCUGAUUGCUAUGUGUUUCAAUUUAGUGCAAGAAGAGGUAGUGCAUAAAAUUAAGAAUCUUGGUAAGAGAUUGGGUAUUAUCAGCAAUGAAAAUGAAUAAUGAAUGCGUUUUAUGAGGUAAAGCAAAGUAUUCCAACAUUUUAAAAAAAUGUUGGAUACAUGCAUGAUUUAGAAUGAAGUCUGCAAGAUGGAUUAUGCUUUCGCACGAUUCUAAAUGGAAAUAUGCCAUAAAUGUCUUUAACUACGUGGCCAUUCAGGUAUUAUAUCAGCAAAAUAUGUUUCUUUUUAUCUCCAUCAUCAUUAGUCAACAGAAAUAAGAUACUUCUUCGUAAGCCAGAAGUUAAAACCAUUUGCAAUCACACAUGAAUUACUUUCAGACAAUUUUUUUGAUGACUGGGGAGAAAAAUAAACUAUAGGUGCAAUCUUACGUUAAGACUCGCUCUCCUGCCCUCAUCGUCAGCAAUCGCCAGACAUAAACGAAUUCGCCUCCCCUAAGAAGUACUGAUGUAAUACUUGAAUGAUUCCUGUAUGUAUAUAUUUAUAUUCUAAAUGUUAAAUGUUCUAUUAAUUGAUCUGGAGUUAGAAUGUAUAAAAAUUAUGACAUUUUAAUGGAAAACCU
Molecule: messenger RNA, 1757 nt
Organism: Centruroides sculpturatus (bark scorpion)
Lineage: Eukaryota; Metazoa; Arthropoda; Arachnida; Scorpiones; Buthidae
Product: potassium channel subfamily K member 18-like
Exons: 2
Coding region: 258-1238 (326 amino acids)
Biological process (GO): stabilization of membrane potential; potassium ion transmembrane transport
Cellular component (GO): membrane
Molecular function (GO): potassium ion leak channel activity
Source: RefSeq, a predicted model, not a curated record